Messenger RNA from Rotaria socialis, 1239 nucleotides. Lineage: Eukaryota; Metazoa; Rotifera; Eurotatoria; Philodinida; Philodinidae. The record is from the annotation of a GenBank genome assembly.
AUGACUGCUCGCGAUCAAAUUCGAGCUAUGCUGGAUCAAUUGAUGGGAACCGACAAUAGUUCAACUAAAUCAAGUAUGUCGUUUGAAGACCGUCGAGUUUGUCGACCAUUUCUAUUGAAUUGUUGUCCUCAUGAAAUUCUUUCUGGAACUCGUGUUGAUUUGGGUGAAUGUACAAAGAUUCAUGAAUAUGCUCUACGUGCUGAUUAUGAACGUGCAGCAACUACACGUAAUCUGUAUUAUGAAAUGGAUGCAUUAGACAUGUUAAGUAAAUUCGUUGCUGAAUGUGAUCGUAAAACGGAACAUGCUAAACGAAAACUUCAAGAAACACAAGAAGAAUUAGGAGAAGAAGCUGCAAGAAAAAUGAAUACUAUUCAUGAACUUGGUGAACAGAUUGGCACAAAACUAGCUAAAGCUGAAGAAUUAGGUGCACAAGGUUUAGUUGAUGAAUCCAUGAAAUUAUUAGAGGAAGUCGAAGCAUUAAGAAAAGCAAAAUUAGAAGCUGAACAAGAAUUUCGUUCAACGAUGCCAGCAUCGACAUAUCAACAACAAAAACUGCGCGUAUGUGAAGUAUGUUCAGCUUAUUUAGGUAUACAUGAUAAUGAUCGUCGUUUGGCUGAUCAUUUUGGUGGAAAAUUACAUUUGGGUUUUAUACAAAUACGUGAAAAAUUAGACGAUUUAAAAAAACGUGUCAAUGAAUUAAAUGAAAAACGUGAACUUGAAAGAAAAAGUCGUCGAACUUCACCACCACCAGCAUCUUCAUCGCGAAACGAUCGUAGAGGUGAUGAUAAAGAUAAGAAAGAUCAUCGUCCAGCACAUCGUAGUCGAAGUCGAUCAAAAAAAGCAUCUAGUCGAGAUAGAGAUCGACGAGAAUCACGAUCCAGAUCUGACCGUCAUUCAUCUAAGUAUUCACGUAGUCAUCGUUCAUCGCGGUCACCUUCACAUAGUCGACGACAUAGCAAACGAUCUCGUUCACGUUCUGGUUCAUCACGACGUCAUCGCCGUUCAAGGUCUCGUUCUAAUACAUCAUCAUCGAAACGUCAUCAUCGUCAUCGUCAUCAUUCAAAAUCACCGGUACAUUCUUCGUCACAUUCUAAACAUAAUGGUAACGGUGAUUCUCAACAUAAAGAUAAACCCGAUGAUAAUGCAUCAACUAAUCAUGUUGAGGAUGAUGAAGAAACAACACGUAUUCUUGAAUAUAUUCAACGAACUAUGAAAGAAGACAAAAACAUUAAAGAAUAA